ACCCUAAUCCGCUCUGUUUUCCUUGUAUUUCUGCGCCAUCCUACUACUUUAACGGUUCUCCUUUUUCGGAGGUGAAAGGAAAAAAAAAACGAAUAUCUCUAGAUCUCUCGUUUGAGUGUUGACUCAUCAACACCCUUCUGCUAUCUCUCUUCUCCUUUGAAUUUUCAUUGGAUUUACCGUCUUUUUUGGAGGAAGAAAACGAAGAGAAGAAGAAGAAGAAGAAAAAAAAUCGAUGAUGAAUGACAUCAUUUAUCUUAGUUCAGACGAGGAGGAUCAUAAACUAGUCGAUCACACUUCUUUCUUUGACGAUGACAUACCUAAGCGUACUUGUCAAUGGAAACCAGUUUCCGAGGAUUUAACGGUGGAGGACGACGAUGAUUGUGUGGUAUUAGAUGGUGAUCCUUACAAGACAAAGGUAAAGGAGACUACACUUCACACUUGUGAAGCCGAUGACGACAUCCUUGUGCUAGGGCAAAAGGGUGAGAUAGCUUGUAUAGACUUCCCACAUCCGCGACAUGCCUGCGCUAAGUACCCUUUCAAUUCCACGUCACACGACAAGUAUUGUGACAUGUGUCACUGUUAUGUUUGUGACAUACGUGCCCCGUGUCCUCACUGGUGCAUUGGUAUCUCAACCUAUAAUCACUGUCAUGCCAAUGAUAAAGAUCAGGUAUGGAAGAAUCAACGUGAAUGCACUAGGAGUGGAACAUUACUUCCGCCUCAAACUAUGCUACAAAACACUUGGUAUUCCCCUGUAAACCAGUUUGGGCCAUCUACUAUGGUUGCGCCUCGCUCGAACACGUACAUCAGACCUGGUUACAGAUCCGAGCAACCAAGAACCUUUCCGCAAAAUCUACAACCUCGUGCUCCUCAUCAGUUAUACCAAAACCAAAAUGAUAGGUUUAAUAAUGGUAACCCAAUCCCCCAAGUGUUCUCUUCCAAAUCUCUCUCAUGGACUCCACAAAGACCAAGUUUACGCUCUACUCCUUUGGAUGUUGCUCAAGGCUUCCCGUAUAACCCUUACGUCACUCCUCCCACGGCUUUACAAAGCAAUUCACAGCAGGCGUUUGGUGAUUAUGUAUCACCUCUAAGUCGAACAUCAUACGGUAGACAAUUUAGCCGGACAAGUGCAGUUUCGUCUGGACCACCUAAUCCUCAGGCGAAGCAGCAGCAGCAGCAGCAGCAACAACAACAAAGAAGUGUCAAUAGAGCACUUUCGGAGAUUGAGGACUGGCUCAUGGACAUUGGACAGCACUACCCGGAUUGAUCCGGCUCGUUCCUUUGUCUGGUCCAAUUCGGUUUCGAAGCCUUCUUUGGAUGAUUCGAACAUUAGGAUUGUAUUUUCAUAUUAGUUAAAUUUAGAAUCAGUAUGUACAUAGUAGUAUUAGCCAAGAGCUUUUUGGUUAGGACGUUUAGUUUACGAAAACAUAUUGUUAUCAGUAGGCCUAGUUAUCAGUCUUUUCUUUUGUUUUUUU
Messenger RNA from Raphanus sativus (radish), 1472 nucleotides. RefSeq names its product RPM1 interacting protein 13-like. The transcript has 3 exons. Lineage: Eukaryota; Viridiplantae; Streptophyta; Magnoliopsida; Brassicales; Brassicaceae. Bases 233 to 1264 code for a protein of 343 amino acids. The record is from RefSeq and is a predicted model, not a curated record.